Molecule: messenger RNA, 578 nt
Organism: Paramecium pentaurelia
Lineage: Eukaryota; Ciliophora; Oligohymenophorea; Peniculida; Parameciidae
Source: the annotation of a GenBank genome assembly
AAUGAGUAAUCAUGAAGAUGAUUUAGAAGUACAAGAGCCAAUUGAUUAAUUAAAGGAAGAUGAAUCAUAAAAGAAAGGAGGUAAGUAUAACAAAUAAAUAUAUUUAGGAACUGAUAAUAAACAUUAACUUAAAGAUAUUGAUUUAUCAUCAAUUUUUGUGAGAAAUUUAGAUGAAAACACAACAGAAGAUGAUAUUAAAGAAUAUUUUAAGGAUUGUGGAACAAUAGUUAAAGUAUUAUCAAUAUAUUAAUGUAAGGUAACUUUAAGAAGUGAUAAAAAUACAGGCACACUUUAUUCAUAUGUUCAAUUUCAAGAAUAAGCUUCAGUUGACGAUGCUUUAGUCUUAAGUGAAGGUAUCAUAAGAGGAAAGAAAAUACUAGUAUUUUAUAAAAUAUUAUAAUAAUUAAGGUCUUCUAAAAGAGAACAAAUUUAAGAAAUAGAGGUAGAGGAAAUAGAGGAGCAAGAGGAUAACGUAUAUACAAAUUUUUAUAUAAUAGCAUUUUAAUAUAUUACAAGAGGAAGAUAUUUGUAUGCAGAACCAAUUAGAGGAAGAGGAGCUUAUCGUGGUGGCAAAUGAG